CAUAUCAGCGCGCGCUUGAAUCCUAAAACCCUAAUAAAAACAAGUGUCGAUUUCGUUCAUUUUUCCUACUCUGAGCAAGAAUGGAGGACGACGCUCCGAUGGAUUUUGGAGAAUCUAACAAGGAUAUUGAGGUGGCUCCGGCACUAAUAGCCGUCCACCCGAACCAGGAAUCCGUCGCAGUCGCAGUUGGGUCGGACCUCCGUGUCUUCGAUGUCCAUGGGGAUUGCGCAAUUUCUUUGGUGGAUGACUCUUCCAAAGGAUCCCUUCAUAAGGAUUCUAUAAGAGCUAUUCGUUAUGGAGCAAGUGGGAAGCUGUUGGUUUCUGCCGGCGAUGAUAAAUUAGUGAAGAUAUGGUCCACCGAGUCCUGGCGCUGCGUUAGUACUGUGUGCUCAGAGAAAAGAGUGACUGCAGUUGCCAUAACCAAUGAUGGUUUAUAUGUUUGUUUUGCUGACAAAUUUGGGGUUGUUUGGGUUGUGGAUCUGGAUGGGACUGAUGGACAAGCUGUUGCCAAGAAGAAGGCUGCACAACUGCUUUCUCACUAUUGCAGCAUCAUCACUAGCUUGGAAUUUUCACCUGAUGGAAAGUUUAUUGUUAGUGCUGAUCGAGAUUUUAAAAUUCGGGUUACUGUUUUUCCUAAUAAACCUUUAGAUGGAGCUCAUGAGAUACAAAGUUUUUGCCUUGGUCAUACAGAGUUUGUUUCUUGCCUUGCUUUUGUGUGCACUCUGGAGUACCCCCAGGGUUUUCUAGUCUCUGGAGGCGGUGACUCAACAGUUCGCUUGUGGGAUAUUUACUCAGGGUCUCUCCUCGACACUUAUGAAGUUGGAGGAAAGGCAGGACUUUUAGAGUCAAAUGGAAGAGAAGAGGAGUGUUGUUCUGUAAUUACCGAUCUAUGCACCAACCAAGAUGGUACACUUGUUGCAGUGGCGGUCCAAGGAUUGCAAGAAAUAAUAUUGCUGAAAUGUAGUCUUUCUGCAAGAAGUAUCUCUCUUGCAAAGGUGGUUCCCAUUGGGGGGGAGACAUUCAUUCCUACGAGACUAGAAGUUAGCUUUUCCACUGGGUUAUUGUGGAUGGUGACCGGUGUCUCUAAUCUGCGUGGUUUUGAAUACCCUUCUUUGGCUCGCGUUAGAGUUAUCUCGGGUUUAAAAAGUAAUGCCGAUUUUCUUCAGAAUGAACCGUUUGUGUUGGAAGAUAAUGAGAUACCUGGGGGAAGGAAGCUGCUUGAGAAGUUGCAGGGAAGUAUAUCCUUUGAUGAAAAAGUUUUCAUGGCGGCAGCUGAAGCUUUGAAAACAGCGAUGAGCAAUUUAUUAAUAAAAAAACAGUACUCUGUUGAGAAACGAGAAUUUAGAAAGAAAACCAGAAAUGAUAGAAAGAUUAAACAGUGAUGAGAUUUCAGCAUUCAGGAAACACGUUUCUGUAACUCUAUUAGGUUUAUGUAAUCCUAAUCAUUUAAAUCUUUUAUUAGAAUAGAACUGUAUUAUGUUUAGAAAUUAGCAAGCUUGUUUUCAAGUGGUGGUUGCAAGUGGCAACCAGUUCGAGUGUAGAAUAGAAUUUAUAAUCAGGUUAAAUUAAAGAGGAUUCCGUUUAAUUAAUAAAUUGUUGUUUUUUAGCGAGUAA
Messenger RNA from Ziziphus jujuba (common jujube), 1614 nucleotides. RefSeq lists its product as uncharacterized. Gene Ontology annotation, molecular function: tRNA (guanine(46)-N7)-methyltransferase activity; protein binding. Bases 81 to 1382 code for a protein of 433 amino acids. The transcript is spliced from 10 exons. Gene Ontology annotation, biological process: RNA (guanine-N7)-methylation. Lineage: Eukaryota; Viridiplantae; Streptophyta; Magnoliopsida; Rosales; Rhamnaceae. The record is from RefSeq and is a predicted model, not a curated record. Gene Ontology annotation, cellular component: nucleus; cytosol; tRNA methyltransferase complex.